GCAACAGUGGAAUCCGAGUAAUGCUCCAUUAUUCCUCGGCUUCGAAACAUUCGUGUGACCGGCCGCCAUACCAUCGCUUUGAGUGGGGGCGUGACACGCCGGAACCGCCCUAAUAGCAUCCCCAAUUGAAAUUUUCUGCCAGCGAAGCACUUUGUUCUUCCGAAUUCUGCUCUUCUCGUCGGAUGCAUUCUCAGACGACGCUUCGAGGGCUCACGUGUCUUGUCAAUGUCACUCUUGUCAGGGUCGGUCGUCGUAUUCUUACACUUGUGUGUGCUCCUGGUAGGUUCGCCUCGGUCGCACAGUAGAGACUCGGUAUGUCCCCACACACUAGAAAAUCACACGUGGACUCAGGGAGGGUUGGUGACAACCCGUCCACGCCGGUCCACUCCCGGCCCGCUCGAAUGGAAUCGAAAGUCAGUUCCUCGUCAAGAUCUGCCAAACGAAGUGCCACCGUUAAUUAAGAAUUCAGCAAACUGAAACAAUAUUCAACGUCCAUGGGCUCCGGUAGUUAUGCAGGGCCGAGGCCAGCGUUUUUCCCGAUUCCCAGCCAGUCUUGCUUGACAGCGUGUGCAAGUUGGUGGUCUCCGCCGUAGAAGUUCUGCGAUGAAGGACCUGGCGAGACGAAUUUUUGUCGGCUCGAUUGUCUUGGGAUGACCUGAAUUUGAAUCUUCACGGAUGCGGGUUUAAAGAGGAGAAAUACCAUAAAUUUGGACGAGCGUUGAUAGGACUAACUGUUGAGGCUAGGAUGUUCCAGAUAACUGGUCACGCACGGUCGGUAGUUGAUUGCAUGGACGAUCACAUAUAUGAAUCGUCAACCAUAAUUUCACUGUAACAUAUUAUAUCUUA
This is a messenger RNA of Suillus fuscotomentosus, 846 nucleotides long. RefSeq lists its product as uncharacterized. Lineage: Eukaryota; Fungi; Basidiomycota; Agaricomycetes; Boletales; Suillaceae. The transcript is spliced from 2 exons. The record is from RefSeq and is a predicted model, not a curated record. Bases 226 to 477 code for a protein of 83 amino acids.